AUGCCAUUUUUUUCUGGUCUGUACCCCCUUGGCAAAGACCUUUUCCUGUACAUGAAGGAUCGGGGACAAGCCGUCGAGGAUUUGAAAAUGCGAAUGGAACUGAUGAUACUAAAUGUGUCGUUCAUAAACUCAGAGAAUAAAAGAAUCGAACGAUCCUUGAAAAAUUCGGUCUCCACAGAGAAAACCGAAUUUUACGAACCGAUGAAAGAAAUGAUCGCCGGCAUCAAUAAAGAGACAAACAAGCUCAUCAACAAGUACACGAGGGUCAGCAAGAACCAACUGAGCCCAACAAAUCCGAGUUUGAGCAUUAAGAAGCUCAACGAUCUGAAAUCGGAGAUGCAGGCAUUCAAAUUCUUCAAGCUCUCGUGGCUGAGUCAGGACGUCGCCAAGCUAACCGCGCACGCGUCGGAGGCUGCCAAAAAAUUGAAACGGGACCACAUGAUACAGCAGAAGGCGAAACCGAAUCAGCAGCAGCUGGAUGAAGAUGCUAAUAUUCUUCCCCUUUUCGAUAAAUACGCCGAUGAGAUUAUGGAGUACCUGUUUGAGGAAGAGGGAUACAACUGUGUUGGGAUCCUCGGCUGUGAAGGAGCGGGGAAAACAACCGUGCUGAAAAAGCUGUAUAAUCGGCUGCUUUCCGGCGACGAAGAAGGCCGCGAGGUGGAUCACAUCAUCUGGAUAGAUAAUUACCCAGGGACGGAGGAAGAAGUUGUGGAGAAAUUGCAGAAUGAGAUGAUGGAGCAGCUGAAGAUACCUCAUGAGGCUUCCAAGAGUAAAGUUACGAAUGCAAACAAAAUCUCUGCAUUUCUGUGUGAUAAGAAAUACGCGUUGUUCAUGGAUCGUGUCUCCACAUCCAUCGAUUUGGAGGACCUCGGAGUGAAAGAAGACCACAAGUAUAAGAAGGUGGUGGUUUGUUCAUCGGAGAAGAAGGUGGUCCUCUCGAUGACGGAGCACAAGGUGGAGAUACGGAGGCUGGAAGAGGGCGAGGCGAUGGCGCUGAUCGAGUACGUAUGUGGGAAGCUGUACUGCCGGAAAAGUGAGAUCGCCAAGAGGAUCAUCGAUUGCUGCGGAGGGGUACCGCUGCUGAUUCACCUUGUGGCUGUUGGGCUCAAGGACAAGAAAGAUGAUUACUCGUGGAAUAAUAUGCUGCGGAGCUUGCAGUUCGACACCAAGUCUCCUGAAUUGUUCGACCUCGGGGCUUUGGCCAAUGCUUAUGAGAGCAGAUAUGAAGGGCUGAGAGAAGCUGCUAAGAAGUGCUUGCUCUACAGUGCGUUGUUUCCGAUUCAGCACAAAAUCCACACAGAUUAUCUUGUAGAAUGUUGGAUUGCCGAGGGCUUCAUUGUUGAAGAAGCAGACCAGAAAGUAAGGAUUUGUAGGGAGCGUGGACAGGGGAUUCUGGACAAGCUAACAGAUGCUUACCUGCUGCAAUGGUAUUCUGGUAAAAAGUGUGUCAUGAUGCCGCCGAUUUUCAGGAGGGUUGCCUUGAUGCUGGACUAUCCCGGUGGGGAGAAAUGCGAAAAUUGGGUGCCAUCCAAGGAUUGCAGGCCCGACGAGGCAGUCUGGGCAACGGUCAGAAGGAUGUCGUUGAUAGGUUGCAAGAUGGAGCUGCCAGAGAGUCCUAACUGCCCCAACAUCUUCACCUUGCUGCUGCAGUCCCUCAAGCAGGAGGCGGGGCGUCUUCCUGAUUCGUUCUUUACUCACAUGGAGAGCCUUCGGGUGCUGGAUUUGAAUCAGACGGAGAUAACGGCGCUGCCAGGGUCAAUCAACCGGCUCGUGAACCUCAAGAGCCUGUUCCUGAAUGGAUGCCUUGGCAUUGUUGCUCUUCCGCCUGCAGCUGCUAGACUUGUGAAGCUCGAGUUCCUCGACAUCUCUGGAACGUCGAUCUCUACGUUGCCAGAAGUGAUCGGGUGCAUGGUUAACAUGAGAUGCCUGAGAGCUUCUCUAUCUGCAAAACGAGGCAAUCACAAGGGGAAACAAGUGGAGGAAUAUGUGGAGAUAAUCCCAGAAGGUAUCAUCAGCAGUCUGAAAAAUCUUGAAGAGCUGAGCAUAGUUACAGAUUUUGAUUUCCAAGGUGAGAAUGGGAUUUCUGCGGCUGAGAGACUGGCAGAGGAGCUGGCUAGCUUGGAGCAUUUAAACACUCUAUGCUUCAACUUCCCAAAUGUGAGCAGCCUUGAAACAUUUGUCACUCGUAGCAAGGCCUUGAAGAACAAAAAUACAUUUUGGGAAACUCAGACUUUCCGAUCCUUCAAGAUUUUCAUCAGUUGUCAUGAAACACGACGAUGCUCUCAGGAACCAGAAUUUUCAGGGAUGCUAGCUGAGAGAUGGUUGAGAUAUUCCACUAAUGAAAAAAUCUCUCAAUCUUGCGAGGAGCUACUGAAGCAGGUCAGUGCUUUAGAGAUAAUAGGCCAUGAUGGUCUGAAGAGCUUCACCGGCAGCCAAUUCAACUUGGAUCAGGUGAAAGUCUGUGUGGUUGAACGCUGCAACUGUUUGGAAAAUAUCGUGGACGGGUACAUAGCCAGUGAGAAUCAAGAAAGUUCGCUUCUUCCCAACUUGGAGAAGCUUCACUUGUAUGAUCUUGAGAUGCUGAAAUGCAUUUGGGACGGGCCCGUUCCUCGCAAAAGUCUUGUUAACUUGACGACCAUAACAGUAGAUGGCUGCCCCAAGCUGACAAAGAUUCUUGAUCCUGCAUUGGCUCAGUCUCUGGAGAAACUAGAGUAUCUCAAAGUGGAGAACUGUUGUCAAAUUUUAAAGAUCAUAGAGGGGUGUGAUGAAACUUCUGAGGUUGUGCAGCUACUAAAAAGUUUGAAGAUGAUUGAACUGUCAAACUUGCCAAUGCUAGAAUGCAUAUCUGAGAAUACUUCUUCAGUAAGCUGGAAAUCAUUGCAAUCCAUCAUUGUCAAGAGGUGCAGCAAGUUGAAAGAUCUGCCUUUGGCUCACACAAAUGCCAGAAACCUACCAUCAAUCCAGUGUGAAGAGAGUUGGUGGAACACAAUCACUUCAGAUGAUCAACUGAAGUUCCGUGUUUGUUUCUUCAAGGAAGAACCCGUUGAAGCCGGAGCCCGAUCAAGACGAGAAGAAGCAUCAACCAGUGCCAGUGGGAGGUCAGAGGCAAUAACUGCGGCGUCAAGCAUCCCAGAGGAAGAUGAAAAAGAUGAUGAUAUCAAGUCCAUUGAGAACCAUCAAGAUCCUGGUAGGUCAGCUAGCUCCAUCUAUGUGAGACUAUCAAAAGAGAAAAGGAAAUCCAACAAAGGAGUUCAAAGGUUUUUUAGGAUAGUAACUUAG
Salvia miltiorrhiza (redroot sage) is the source of this 3279-nucleotide messenger RNA. Its product is annotated as disease resistance protein RPS2-like. Bases 1 to 3279 code for a protein of 1092 amino acids. NCBI's taxonomy places the organism in Eukaryota, Viridiplantae, Streptophyta, Magnoliopsida, Lamiales, Lamiaceae. The transcript has a single exon. The record is from RefSeq and is a predicted model, not a curated record. Gene Ontology annotation, molecular function: protein binding; ADP binding.